AUGGCAGGUCAGGUCCGUCAGCAAAUUGAUCAGCUUUCGCUAGAGCAAUACAUAUCUCGCAAUAUUCCUGAUAUCAAGCCUCCGAUUAUGCUGAAACAGGUAGGAGAUAUGAGACUCUCUGUAGUAUGGCCAGACUAUGUUAAAUUCUCGACUAACAUCGCUAUUUCUUCCCAGUUCGGCUUUGGCCAGUCAAACCCUACAUAUCAGAUCACGGAUGCCAAUCAACAAAAGUUCGUUCUGCGCAAGAAGCCGCCAGGAACCCUGGUCUCGAAGACUGCCCACAACGUCGGACGGGAGUUCAAGAUUCUUCAGGCGUUGGAAAAAACCGAAGUUCCCGUGCCGAAAGUCUAUAUCAUGUGUGAAGAUGAGACGGUGAUUGGCACACCGUUUUACAUCAUGGAAUUUCUCGAUGGAAGGAUCUUCGAGGAACCAACUAUCCCCAACGUCACCAGCGAUGAACGGAAAGAAUUGUAUGGCAGACUUUACCAAGGCCUUCCAACUCCAAGCGCUUCACUAAUCUAA
Penicillium maclennaniae is the source of this 522-nucleotide messenger RNA. RefSeq lists its product as uncharacterized. Bases 1 to 522 code for a protein of 173 amino acids. The transcript has a single exon. NCBI's taxonomy places the organism in Eukaryota, Fungi, Ascomycota, Eurotiomycetes, Eurotiales, Aspergillaceae. The record is from RefSeq and is a predicted model, not a curated record.